Folsomia candida is the source of this 1859-nucleotide messenger RNA. RefSeq lists its product as uncharacterized. The record is from RefSeq and is a predicted model, not a curated record. The transcript has 4 exons. Bases 82 to 1515 code for a protein of 477 amino acids. Lineage: Eukaryota; Metazoa; Arthropoda; Collembola; Entomobryomorpha; Isotomidae.
AAUCCAAACCUCCCUCAUUGAGAGAAUGAAACUAUCCUGUGCCUUUUAAAGAAUCACUUGAAUUUGACAUAAACCAGAACAAUGUCUCAAUUCUAUCUUUCUCCCUGCAAAUCAUUGUUUCGUUUGGUAUUUAGAAUAUUUCUUUCUAUAUUUGUCGCCAUCGGUUUGCUAAUUCUACUCGUGUUUGCAUUAUUUCCACGAUGUUUUGUCAUCUUACUCGCCAAAAUUGUAUCACCGACUGGAUUUGGCGAAAUUUUGGACGGAAUAUCCAACGUAUUCGGGGUAAAUGCAAAUCUUACCACGAUGGUGUUCCACUGGAGGGUGCAAGGAGUUCCUGACUUGACCAAGAUAAAGGAGGACUUCACCCUAAAAAUACUAAAUUGUAGAGAUUCCCACAACAAAUUAAGAUACCCCGAGCUUCGUCAAAGUAUCAUUUCCUGGUGCGGAUUUCUCUUUUGGAAAAACGUGCCCAACUUUGAAUUAUCGAUUCGUCUCAUUCUACCCCUCUCCUUCGACCUAUACUCAACUCAGGGCCGAUCUCUACUGAUAAAUAUGAGCGAAUUAGGGUGGAAAUUUGGCCGCCAAGUUUUAUGGGAAAUUGUCCUAAUUCCAGUACAAUCAGGGGAAUAUUUCGACAUUAUUUUCCGCUACCAUCACGCUCUCGGAGAUGGCGUUUCGAUAUUAAACUUAUUCAGCAACGUUACCCAUCCCGACCUUGUGGGACAAGUUGUCCCGCCAAAGAUGAUGGGGCGUGGUCUAGCCUGUACUAAAUCGUGUCAAAAUUGGGCCUUUAUAUCGACACUAGUUAUGAUCCCGUACGAUUUGGCGGCGUAUGUUGAAGCACAACUAAUCUCGUUAUUUAGCACAGAUGUAUUUUCUGCGAUAGAUAGGAACACUUCCGGUUUCUCGGGACGAAUUAGUUACGCCCCAUCACUCCCGCCAAUAAGUUUUAGCACGAUGAAAAAACUGGCGAAUGAAAAUAACAUAUCACUUACAACGUUUAUGUACCACUGCUUGACAAACUCGGUGAGGAAAGCUGCCCUGAAAAGAGGUGUGUCCCCAAGUGCUGAUAUUCUAGUGAAUUUCCCCAUGCUGAGCAAAGAUCAUCCCGACAAAAUGAGAAAUAUUAUAGAAGAAAAUUCUGCCACGAGGAUGCACCUAAUUAAAGAACAACUUGAAAAUUUGGGAAAUUCGGCAAUUCCUUGGGUUCUGGGGAUGAUUGGAUCUCUUGCAGCAUGUCAACUUCCAGUUAUCUUAAGAACAAUGCUCCGUCUGAAUAAUAGGCUGAGGGCAAACUUCACUUUUACAAACUUUUCAUGGAAUCGACUACCCAUAACGAUGUUUGGAUUCCCGGUUCUCGGAAUGAAUGGUAUUCUUGGAGGGACGCAUGGCACUAAGGUCAUUGCCAUGGGCUUGAUGACCAGUUGCGACGACGUUUGGUUAAGCAUGAUGGGAGAUUCUGGGUACAUUGGGAAAAACGUGGUGGACGAUAUUGUGGAAGGAUUUUACCAGUGAGACGUUGUGACUCUGGUGAAUCAAUCCCCUACCGAUUUUUGGCGGUGGUGGCUGCGUUACUGGGACCGUUCACGAUGUAUGUCACAUAAAUGAAAACCUAGUAAUUAGAAGGAAAACAUUUUUCUAAUUAAUUAGUAAUUACCAGAAGGCGUAUGUAUGUACGUAAAUACCACAAAAUAUGUAUCUUCUUAAAAAACCUGAAAAUAUCACUCAAAUUAAGGUUCCCUCAAAAUUAUAUUUCAUGAAUAUCGUAGAAAAUUCAGGUUGAAAAACAUUUUGUAUGUGUGAUAUUUUCAGGUUUUUUAAGAAGAUACAUAUUUUGUGGUAUUUAUGUACAUACAUAC